AUGGUCAUUUCAUAUCUAUCUAUCUAUCUAUCUAUCUAUCUAUCUAUCUAUCUACACACACACACAAACACACAUAUAUGUAAAGUUUUCUUUCCAUUCAAUCUCUCUCUUUCUCUCUAUCUAUCUAUCUAUCUAUCUAUCUAUCUAUCUAUCUUUUCUCAUUCCCAUGUUCCUCGCAGAUGUUCUUUUCCUUUCUCUUACAUUUCGUCACACAUUCUUAAUUCUGUUUCAAAUUAUUUAUACCCCCUCCCAUUUCUUGCAGUAAUUUUCUCCGCAUUUCUUUCCACUAUUUAUCUCUUCCCAUCAUACUUGCCAAACCUCAACUCACAUUUUCUAAUUUUAUUCAAAAUUUCCUUUUCUGUUUUCUUCAGAUUCUAUAUCCUUUUAACACGGCGUCUACAAACCGGAUCUCUAUUCUUCCACUUUUCUUUUCGUUCUCUUUUUUUAUUCUUUAAAUUAAAGUCAUUUCCUGCGAUGUCCUUUCCUAAUUUUCUCUCUUACUCUCACCGACAUGUCUUCGUUUCGAUUUCACUGUCUCGUCCAGUUGAGAUCGGGUGUGAGUUUGCGUCCCAAAGGUAUUUCCAAUCUAUCUAUCUAUCUAUCUAUCUAUCUAUCUCGUUGGCUAGCCAGAUAGUUCACUUGAUAUCUGUAUACAGCCCAUUUUUUUUUAAUAUGGGCUAA
This is a messenger RNA of Acanthosepion pharaonis, 681 nucleotides long. The record is from the annotation of a GenBank genome assembly. Lineage: Eukaryota; Metazoa; Mollusca; Cephalopoda; Sepiida; Sepiidae.